This is a messenger RNA of Prunus armeniaca (apricot), 1695 nucleotides long. The record is from the annotation of a GenBank genome assembly. Lineage: Eukaryota; Viridiplantae; Streptophyta; Magnoliopsida; Rosales; Rosaceae.
AUGGGAGAAGGUGGCGAUGGCUCUUCGAAACCAACUCCUUAUGAAGAGGCAUUGGAUGCUUUGUCCUCCUUAAUCACUAAACGCAGUCGUGCCGAUACGAGCAACAACGGGGACUGCUUCGAACUGCUAUCUGACUAUCUCAAAAUACUAGAGUUAGAGGAGCCAAUUUCACAGUUGAAGAUUAUUCAUGUGGCUGGCACCAAAGGAAAGGGAUCUACCUGCACCUUCACAGAAUCAAUAUUACGCCAUUGUGGCUUUCGCACAGGACUUUUCACAUCUCCUCAUCUCAUUGAUGUUCGAGAAAGAUUUCGUUUGGAUGGUGUGGACAUCAGCGAAGAGAAAUUUUUAGCAUAUUUCUGGUGGUGUUUUGAGAGACUAAAGGAAAAAGCUAGUGAUGAUAUACCAAUGCCUUCCUACUUUCGCUUCCUUGCCUUGCUUGCCUUCAAGAUAUUUGCAGCAGAAGAGGUAGAUGUUGCUAUCUUGGAGGUUGGGUUAGGUGGAAAGUAUGAUGCAACAAAUGUGGUUAAGGCACCUGUUGUUUGUGGUGUAUCUUCCCUUGGAUAUGACCACAUGGAGAUUCUUGGAAAUACUCUGGGAGCAAUUGCUGGGGAGAAGGCUGGAAUCUUCAAGCCUGGGGUUCCUGCCUUGACUGUGUCCCAACCUGAUGAAGCAAUGUGUGUACUGGAAGAGAAGGCUUCUGAGUUGAAUGUACCUCUUCAACUGGUACGACCUUUGGAUGCCAAUUUACUGAAUGGCUUCAAACUUGGGCUUGAAGGGGAGCACCAAUAUGUUAAUGCUGGUCUCGCUAUUGCACUGUCCUCUACGUGGCUUCAGAGGACAGGUCAUCUUGAAGUCCCAUACCCAGAACAUACUACCUCUCUGCCAGAGCAGUUCAUAAAAGGACUAACUGCUACAGUCAGUUUACAAGGACGGGCUCAAAUUGUCCCUGAUAACAAUGAAAGCCCUGAAGAUCUUGUGUUCUAUUUGGAUGGUGCCCAUAGCCCAGAAAGCAUGGAAAUAUGCGCAAGAUGGUUCUCUCUUUCCAUUAAGGAUGACUCCCAGGAAAAAAUCUUGAGUUGUCAGCCACUGGAUACUUCCAGAUCAUCACAUGAUUUGGUACAGAGGAACCCUGAUGGAAAAUCCAGGAAGAAUUCAACACAGAUACUGCUGUUUAAUUGUAUGUCAGUGAGGGAUCCUCAGUUGCUUCUUCCAAACCUGAUGAAAACAUGUGCUAGUCAUGGUGUCUACUUCAAGAAGGCUCUAUUUGUACCAAACACAUCAGUGUAUAACAAGGUGGGUUCACAUUCCUUACCUGCGACAGAUUCUCAAGUUGAUUUGUCAUGGCAGUUCGCUCUUCAAAGAGUUUGGGAAAACCUAAUGCUGGGUGACAAAGGAGGUAAUGAGAAGAGCACAGGCGCUGUUUUUGAAGAACUAACAGAUGAUACGGAAAUGGCUGUCAGAAGUUGUGAAAAUAGUGCAGUCUUCCCCUCUCUCCCGUCAGCUAUAAAAUGGCUCAGGGACAGUGUCCGAAAAAGUCAGUCUGUUCGUUUUCAGGUCCUCGUAACCGGUUCUUUACAUCUCAUCGGUGAUGUGUUGAAAUUAAUCAAGAAUCAUGGGAAAAAGCCGUGGACCAUUCUAACUCCUCCACCGUGGUUAAAUGCUGACGGGCUUCUAUUCUACAGCUGUGUGUUCUGA